Molecule: messenger RNA, 1728 nt
Organism: Aureobasidium subglaciale EXF-2481
Lineage: Eukaryota; Fungi; Ascomycota; Dothideomycetes; Dothideales; Saccotheciaceae
Exons: 1
Biological process (GO): piecemeal microautophagy of the nucleus; neutral lipid catabolic process; multivesicular body membrane disassembly
Molecular function (GO): glycerophospholipase activity
Source: RefSeq, a predicted model, not a curated record
CUACCUCCCAUACCCAUCGAUAACGCCCCUUUGCCGACCCGACAACAUGACUUUACCCUGAGACACAUCUACCACAAGGGCUCACAUCAAUACCCGAAUCUCUUGCGCAAGGUCGACAUCACGCCCGAUGUUGUUCUCGACCACGUUCAAGAUGGGGAAGACAGUGAAUACGCCGCUACAGUCUCGGCUGUAGACUCAUACCGUGUCAACUCGGGUCCCAUGACGAUAGAACGUCUGGCCGAUCGUCGUAGGUCUACUAUCGACCGCCUACUCGAGGCUGGUCAGAUGCGUGGAGAAGCCGUCUCUCUGCCCGCCUCUUCUUGGACAAUGGACGAGCUAGACGCUCCGAAUAUUACCGACAAGGAGACCGUUCUCGCAUUCGCCCGCAUGGCCUCCAACGCCUAUGUUCUCGUGCCACAUACUGGAGAUUGGGUCGAUGUUGGAGGAGGCUUCAACUACACAGAGGACUUUGGCUGGGAAAGCGACGGCUUACGAGGUCACAUCUUUGCCGAUACUACAAACAAGACGGUCGUCAUUGGUCUAAAAGGCACCUCGCCUGCUGUUUUUGACGGUGCAGAUACAACCGGUAAUGACAAAUUGAACGACAAUCUGUUUGGAAGCUGCUGCUGCGGUUCAGGCGGCCAGCCCAUGUGGAAGAUUGUCUGCGACUGCCAGACAUCCGCCUUUACUUGCAACUCGACAUGCUUGGUCAAGAGUCUGCGUAACAAAGCUCACUACUAUCAAGCAGCCCAAGAGCUGUACCACAACGUCACCGAGCUGUAUCCUGAUGCUGACGUCUGGCUGACUGGUCAUUCGCUCGGUGGCGUCGUCACUUCCUUACUUGGUCUGACUUUUGGCCUGCCUACCAUCACCUUUGAAACUUUCCCGGAAGCACUUGCUGCUAGUCGUCUUGGUCUCCCUACCCCUCCUGGCUACCACAUUGGCGAUCACAAGAAACGACCCCACACCGGUGCCUAUCACUUUGGCCAUACUGCCGAUCCCAUCUACUCGGGAACUUGCAACACCGCAUUCUCUGGCUGCACCAUUGGCGGAUACGCUUUUCAAGGAAAAUGCCAUACUGGAAGUUCAUGCACAUAUGAUACCGUCAAGGACUUUGGCUGGAGACAAGGAAUUGGCACACACAAAAUCAGCAGUGUCAUCCAUGACGUGAUCCUGAAGUAUGACACUGUUCCCACGUGCGAAAAGGAUGAGGACUGCAUUGACUGCUAUGAAUGGAAGUUCUUCGAAAGCAACGGUACCGAGACCACCACUAGCUCGUCUUCCACUGCACCAUCGACCACUCGCACGAGGACCGAAACUUGCAAGACUCCAGGUUGGUGGGGAUGUCUGGACGAAUCCACCAGUAGCCUCAUCACGGUUCCAGUCACUACUACAGAGACCAUCACAACGACAACCUGUCUAUCGCCUGGCUGGUUCGGCUGCAAGGAUGAGGUCACGACGACCGAAACAACCACCGUGACGAGCAGUAUCGAGACACCGGCGCCAGCUCCAACUGUCACCACAACAUCGGCUGCUCGUUCUUCCUCGUCGCCUCACACCUCGUCAGCCUCGAGCACAACAUGCAAGUCACCCGGCUGGUUCGGCUGCCACGACUCGACGACUACGACCAAACACCACGCAACAAGCACUUUAGCCUCAAGCACAUCCACAACCGAGCACGAAUGCACUUCCAAAGAAUGGUUCGGCUUCAUCUGUGUGGAUCCUUCA